AUGAACAGAGAGCUUCUUUGUCAAGUUGUGACCAAGUAAACUGUUUUGUCCCUUCAAAGCAAGAUCAACGACCACCAUCGUCAUAAAUGUUUGAUCCUUCUUCAAAAUCGUCCAACACCCAUUUGAUAUUCCCAAAAACCUUCGAUGAUCAUCCAGAUUCCGGCGUCUGUUCACCUCCUCUGUGGAAGAACAGCCCACCAAAGAGCCCUCCUCCUCCUCAUAAGCAAGCCAAUCACCAGAACCUCUCUCCAGUUUCCAAGGCUCAAGUCAUCGCUCGUGGUCAACGAGAGCUUAUGGAGAUGGUUAGCAAGAUGCCAGAGUCGUGUUACGAGCUCUCCUUGAAGGAUCUCGUUGAGGUGAACACAGAGGGAGAGAAAGAUCUGAAAGUGUUCGACGAAAUGCCUCAGAGAGCGAAGAAGACGAGUAAAGUCGUGAGGAAGUCAAAGAGCGAUAGAUGGGUUGAUCCAGGACGAAACAAGGGAGUGAAUAACAGUGGGUUUCUUCUGAAUUUAGGGUUUCCUGUUAGCUUGGGUGCUAAGAAAAAGACGAAGAAGAGGGAUGAUGAUGAUUCUUCUGUGACAAGCAGAGGCUCUUUGGUUUCUCCCAGACGUUCCAUCUCAGAGGAUAAAGAUUGGUGGAAGUCGGAAUCGAGUAGGAGUCAGAGAGGUGUCUCGAGGAUUAAUAGUGGGAGCUCAAAGAGCAGUGUUGGUGGUAGUAGUAGCAGAAGCAAUAGCGAUCGAAGCAGAAGAAGCUUAAGGGAUGAAAAGAAAGGAUGCUUAUCUUUCCUCUGGAAUAGACAUCUAUGAGACCGAAACGAGAUAUUCAUCGUCGGUUUAUACACUUCUUUGCUUAAGAAGAUUACUGAUUGCCUUAACCUGAGCUGGAUUUAGUGCGUUCUGUAAAUCCAUGGACGAAGUAAUCCAGGAAUGAUGAAGAUGGAAGCAGAUGACAUGAACAUCUUCUUCAACGUACAACCAAAUAUUCUAUCCCUUUGUUCUUCUUCUUGUAGCUAUAUAAUAUAAUUUUUGAGUUUUAUUUGUAACCCUGUGUAAUGUAUCUAUAGAGCAUAUGAUGACGAUCUUAUUAUAUGUAGAUAUAUAACCAGUGCUCAUCGAUAUAUGUAUCAAAACUUUAAGGUUUUGCUUUUCGCCUAAAACUAAAUCAAUGUCAAUCAUAUUUGCCUUCG
Molecule: messenger RNA, 1186 nt
Organism: Eruca vesicaria subsp. sativa (arugula)
Lineage: Eukaryota; Viridiplantae; Streptophyta; Magnoliopsida; Brassicales; Brassicaceae
Source: the annotation of a GenBank genome assembly